AAAAAUUCUCUCUCUCUGCUUUUCCAGGUUGAGAUACUAUUAAGGGGAUUUACACGUUUACAAAGACAGGACAAUUCUUUCUUCAUUUCUGUAUUGGAAUCUUGCAAAACAUAUUAUUAUUAGCUGGCUUUUGUUUUUGAGUUUUGAGAUUUGCAUUAUGGGAACUACCUACACUUAUGAUGUCUAAACAUGUUUCUUCGGUUUGACAUGGUUUGAUUAUCCUCAGCUUGUCUUUUACAUCAGCAAGGAAGCGUGAUCAUCUCAGGUGAACUACUUUAUAACGGAAGAAGAAUCAUUAUCAAUCUGGAGAUAUUCCGAAAAUGGACUUAGCUUCCAAGAAGAACACAGCUAAUGUUGGCUCCAAGGAGGUAGACCCAAUCGUAAAACCUAAGUCGCCUCGUACAAGCCUCUCUCCAUUUUCACUUAAACUAGGAGACAAUGUUCCCCGAAACCCUCAUUUCGAUCCCAAGAAGAUGGAUCCUCUCGUCAAACAUCAACCGAUAAAGUCUCAUGAACCUCCCACCGCGACUAGAGGGACCAAUAGCGAGGGUGAUUUAAAGCAUAACACCUAUUCUAGCGAUGGUGAUAGCUUAGCAAUGCGGAAGAAUGCUCCUAAAAAUCUUCAUUAUGAUCCCAAAAAGAUUGUUCCUUUAACCACAUCUGAAACAUACUCCCCAAGCGCCAGAAAUCAUCACCACCACAGGACUAAGUCCCCAGACAACAAGAGAGCCCCUAGACAUAAUGGGGACUAUGCAUAUGGUGAUAACUUGGUAGGUCCAUCAGCUACACCUUUCAAGCCUCACACGGGAGGGGACGUGAGGUGGGAUGCCAUUAACUCAAUCGCUUCUAAAGGCCCUCAAAUAGGUCUCGACAACUUCAGGCUUCUGAAACGUCUAGGAAACAAGUUGCUGAGGGCACAGACCGAAAGAGAAAUCCUAUCCCUGCUUGAUCAUCCCUUCUUGCCGACUCUCUAUUCUUACUUUGAGACCGAUAAAUUCUACUGUUUGGUCAUGGAGUUUUGCAGCGGCGGAAAUCUCCAUUCACUCAGACAGAAGCAACCCAGCAGGCGUUUCACAGAAGAGGCCGCGAGGUUCUAUGCGUCUGAAGUGCUAUUGGCUUUGGAGUAUCUACACAUGCUGGGGGUUGUGUACAGAGACUUAAAGCCAGAGAACAUCCUUGUUCGAGAUGAAGGCCACAUAAUGCUCUCUGACUUUGACCUCUCCCUCCGUUGCACCUUUAAUCCGACCCUCGUUAAGUCCUCCUCAGUCUGCAGCGGAGGAGGUGCUAUCCUCAACGAGGAGUUUGCCGUCAAUGGCUGCAUGCAUCCAUCCGCCUUUCUCCCCCGCCUCCUCCCUUCCAAGAAAACCCGUAAAGCCAAAUCAGAUUCCGGCCUCGGUGGCCUCUCUAUGCCGGAGCUCAUGGCAGAGCCAACAGAUGUGCGGUCAAUGUCCUUUGUGGGCACACACGAGUACCUGGCUCCAGAGAUCAUUCGUGGUGAGGGACAUGGCAGCGCUGUGGACUGGUGGACAUUCGGGAUCUUCCUUUAUGAGCUCCUCCAUGGGACCACCCCGUUCAAGGGGCAGGGAAACAGAGCCACGCUGCACAAUGUAGUGGGUCAGCCGCUGAAGUUCCCGGAUACCCCGCAUGUGAGCUCAGCGGCACGUGAUCUCAUCCGUGGACUUCUAGUGAAGGAUCCUCACAGAAGGAUCGCUUACACGCGGGGAGCCACAGAGAUAAAGCAACACCCUUUCUUUGAAGGAGUGAAUUGGGCUCUAGUGCGUAGUGCUUCCCCGCCUCACAUUCCCGACCCUGUGGACUUGGGACCGUACGCGGCCACUAGAGGGAAGGCAAAGAGCCAUGGAGUUGGUGAUCACUGUAACUCAAUUAAGCCGGAGCCUCUGGUCGCCUGUGCUGCUGGUCCCACGGAUGAUACGGCCUAUAUAGAUUUCGACUGCCCAAAGAAGCCACCUCGUCUCACCUCGUGCGUUGUCAAUGUUGGAUUCCAAGAUAUCGCCGAGGUCAUCCACAACAAGGUACUCAUAGCUGCUGGGACUUCUGCUGUGAUUGGGCAGCUCUCAAAACCAUUCACUUCUGUGGUUUUGUAUGGGAAAAAUCUGGAAUUUAGAAGUGUCUUUCAAGCUGGAGGUUUCCCUUCAACACAUUCUUCUUCUGUUGUGGCUGCAGCAACUGCAAUUGCUUUUGAAAGGGGGUUUGCUGACUCCAUUUUUGGUCUUACUGUGGUUUAUGCUGGCCUUAUCAUGUAUGAUGCCCAGGGGGUGAGGAGAGAAGUUGGAAAACAUGCGAAAGUGUUGAACAAACUAACAGCUAAUGCUCGGAGAAGUGAAGUGAUGAGUUUAAAGGGCAACGAAUCUAAUAAGGCAUUGCAAUCAGACAAUAUCAGUGAAGAGGUUACUCCUCCAUUGAAAGAAUCAAUAGGACACACUGAAGUUGAAGUCAUAGCAGGAGCUUUGUUCGGUUUCUUAGUCACCUUCAGUGUUUAUUCUCUUAUCUACGCUCUUCAACCUUCUUACGCUGCUGCCUCCGCCGUAUCUCCAGCUCCUCCGCCGCAACAGCAGCCGCCAAAAACCGGUCUUUCCUCUCUUUACGGUUCUUCUGCUGACCAUUAUUUCCCCGAUACCACGUUUCGUUUCUUAGCUCGCGAUGGAUCCGAAGCUUUGAGCAACUAUUCAGGGACUCUUGCAUCGUCCUCCGCUAUGUACCACCAUUUGCCUAACACGACGGCAUCGCAUUUGGCGUAUCCGCAGCUGCUUCAGCAUCAGGAAGCAGCUUGGCCACCUGGUGUGGAGGUUCCAGGUGCUGCUUCCGCCGUCGAGCCACUUCCGCCUGGUGUCAAACGCACCUCUGAAGCGCUCUACUAUCCGACUCUGUUGGGUGCCCAUAAUACAAUUGGUCAAACCGAAGCUUGGUAUACUACAGACUAUUUUACCAAGCGCCCUAAGUUGGAGAGUACAAGCCAUUUGCCUAUAUAUCCACAGAGGGCAGGAGAGAAGGAUUGUACCCACUAUAUGCAAACAAGAACAUGUAAAUUUGGAGAUAGCUGCAAGUUUGAUCAUCCUAUUUGGGUUCCUGAGGGCGGAAUCCCAGAUUGGAAAGAGGCACCAGUUGUUCCAAAUGAAGAGUACCCUGAGAGACCAGGAGAACCAGAUUGUCCUUACUAUAUAAAAACCCAACGCUGCAAAUAUGGUUCAAGGUGCAAAUUUAAUCAUCCGAGAGAAGAGGCUGUAGUUAGUGUUGAAACCCAAGAUGCAUUGCCUGAGAGGCCUUCUGAACCUAUGUGCACAUUCUACAUGAAGACUGGAAAAUGUAAAUUUGGUUUAACAUGCAAAUUCCACCAUCCAAAGGAUAUACAGGUACCAUCAUCUAGUCAGGAUAAUGGUAGCAGUGCGGGGUUAACCAGUGAGCCUGAUGCCACAAACAAUCCGCAUGUCACAUUUACCCCAGCAUUGUAUCAUAACUCGAAAGGACUACCUGUUAGACCGGGCGAAGUGGACUGCCCAUUCUAUCUCAAAACCGGAAGCUGCAAGUAUGGAGCCACUUGUCGCUACAAUCAUCCUGAGAGGACUGCUUUUAUCCCCCAAGCUACUGGGAUAAACUAUUCUCUAGUUUCGUCGAACACUGCGAAUUUAAACCUUGGGAUGGUUACACCAGCUACCUCCUUCUACCAGACUCUUACUCAACCCACGCUUGGAGCGCUUUCAGCAACUUAUCCCCAAAGACCUGGACAAUCAGAAUGUGACUACUACAUGAAGACAGGGGAGUGCAAGUUUGGAGAGAGAUGCAGGUUCCAUCACCCAGCAGAUAGGUUAAGUGCAACGAGCAAUCAAGCUUCUCAACAACCAAAUGUAAAGCUGAGUCUUGCAGGGUAUCCCAGAAGAGAGGGUGCGCUGAAUUGCCCUUAUUACAUGAAGACAGGGACUUGCAAAUACGGGGCAACAUGCAAGUUUGACCAUCCUCCUCCAGGUGAGGUGAUGGCUAAGACCACUUCAGAAGCCGAUGCUGCUGGAACAACGGACACUACUCAAUGAGUUUCCCAGCUUUGUGUAAGAUAAGAUGAUAUCGUGUUGUAAUCUUAGUUUACUUGCUAUGUUGUGCAUCUGUUUCGUUUCAAAAUGCUUCUCGCUCCUGAGUUCCUCUUUAUCAUCCUAAAACGGAAAAGAAAAGGUUGAGUGAGCGAGUCUUCUUUUACUCAAUUGAGUUCAUAAAGGCAAAAUUGUUCC
Messenger RNA from Arabidopsis arenosa, 4238 nucleotides. The record is from the annotation of a GenBank genome assembly. Lineage: Eukaryota; Viridiplantae; Streptophyta; Magnoliopsida; Brassicales; Brassicaceae.